Messenger RNA from Candidula unifasciata, 594 nucleotides. The record is from the annotation of a GenBank genome assembly. Lineage: Eukaryota; Metazoa; Mollusca; Gastropoda; Stylommatophora; Geomitridae.
AUGUCUAAGAAAUUGGGAAACAUUCGACUAACUCAAACAGUCCUCUUUGUCUGCGACAUGCAGGAAAGGUUUCGCCCUGCUGUGAAAUUUUUUAACGAAAUAGCAGAAGUGUCCGGCAGGCUGACGGAGGCAUCACGCAUUUUGGGCAUUCCACUGAUAGUUACUGAACAGUACCCCAAAGGCCUAGGAAGCACCGUACCUGAGGUGAAUAUAUCCAACGCGGUCGGGAUUUUCCCCAAGACAAAGUUCAGCAUGCUGAUCCCCGAGGUGGAUGAGAAGAUGAGGGCUCUUUGUGGUGGAAAUGUACAUCAUGUCAUUUUAUGUGGAGUAGAGGCUCACGUCUGCAUCCAGCAGACAGUCAUUGAUCUCCUGAACAGAGACAUUGAGGUCCAUGUGCUGGCAGAUGCUGUUUCCUCACGAACCAUUGAAAAUGUUGUCUCUUUUCAGAGAUUCAGACAUAUGGGAGCUACAGUGACGACCUCAGAAGCCAUUCUUCUUCAACUGGUAGGAGAUAAAGAUCAUCCAAAGUUCAAGGACAUUCAAGGACUGAUCAAAACAAUAGCUCCAGACUCUGGACUUCUGACCAAACUGUGA